Molecule: messenger RNA, 2912 nt
Organism: Aureobasidium pullulans EXF-150
Lineage: Eukaryota; Fungi; Ascomycota; Dothideomycetes; Dothideales; Saccotheciaceae
Exons: 9
Coding region: 9-2912 (967 amino acids)
Source: RefSeq, a predicted model, not a curated record
CAUUCUUCAUGGCUUCGAGAUCGGAGUCUCCCGAAAUUAUCGAGACGUCGGUGAUUCUCGGAAAACGCAAACGUGAACAAUCAGACAAACCGGUCUUGGUCAAGCUAGAGAAAGUCGAUGACAACAAGUUCGACAAGAAGACUGAGACAUACGGGCUCUACGGCGAUGGCAAUGACGACGACGAUGACAGCGAUCUGAGCUCGGUCGGCAUGUCAGACGCGGAAGACGACCCUGAGAAUCUUGACCACGAGCCUGAUCAGGGCGAAAUCCUCUGGCGCGAAGCUGAUGAACAGUUCCCUCCUUGUGCUCCUUACCACAAGGAUGUCCAGGCGAUUUAUUCGCAGAUUACCGACAUGCUCGACAAGACUGUUGAUCAUCUCUCCGGCAUCAGUGACAAAAGCGACGGGCUUCAGAGAUUGCACGAGCAAGCUAUGGAGACCAGAAAGUUUCCCGAACCCAAGAUGCCUAUCAUAACACUUAUGGGUGAUGCAGGCGCUGGCAAAAGCUCGCUGAUAAGCGCCCUACUUGAUACACCACACGUCUCCAGAGAGGGUAACUUCGGAACGAGCUGUACGUGUGUCAUAACCGAAUACAGGAAACCUUAUCCUCAGCAGACAAGAAAGUUCGCCGCGAAAGUCGAGUUUCUUAGCAGCAAAGAUCGGUGUCUCUUGAUGAAAGACUAUCUCAAGGACUAUGUCGCCUAUCAUUUCGAGAAAGACGAGGACUGGACAUAUGAUGAGGAGAAAGAGUUUAGUGCACAAGCAAAAACUGCCGAAGGAACAUUUUUGGACCUUUUUCGAGGAAGACCAAACUUCACGUCUCGCGAGGAGAUGAAAGCAUACAUCGACACAGCUUACGAAGACGAGGACGAGGAUGCUACAGCUAUACUCGCGCAGUUCGAGGAAUGGUGCAAAGAGCUUGCAUCUGACCAUGCACCCUAUACCGGGUCAGAACUAAUCGAAGCGGAUCGGGCGUUUGAGUUGGGCAGACUCGUUGGUCCUUUUCUGUCAGCCAGCGCUUCUUGGAGUGACAAGCCCUCGCUAUGGCCCAUCGUUCGCAAGGUCAGUAUCGGUGUUCGCGGCCCGAGAAUUCUGGAACAUGCAAUCCUCGCUGAUCUACCAGGUGUCUCGGACACGAACCGUAUCCGAGUUAGGGCCAGCAGAAGCUAUCUGCUGACCAGUGAUUACCUCUGGAUCGUGUCGCCCAUUGGUCGUUGCGCUACAGACACAAGCGUUGAUAAUCUGAUGUACGAGUUCGGCGAUCGGUUCAAGGGCCGCCUAGCUAUCAUCUGCACCAAGACAGAUGAUCCGAUGACGUUCCAGAGUUUUGCUCAGGAAUACCAAGAGGAUGCGAAGCCCUGCAAGAAGCUCGAAGCAAAGACUAAGAAGGCCAAGUCAGAGAUGUCAGCUGCAAAGGCAGCAUUCAAGAGAGCCACGAAUCCGACCACACGCCAAGAACGCAGUAAGGCGGUCGAAGACAGCCGCACAAAAUAUGAGAGGCUUCUCCACGCUCGCUUGAACACGAUGGUCAGAAUCAGAAACCGCAAAGUCACAACGCUGAUUAUGUCAGAGAAGGCCGAUCGUCUUCAGUAUGGAGCUAAGGACUUGGUCUACCCUGUUUCAAACAAACAUUACUCCUGGCUCAAGGGGUUCAAGGAUGGCGGGAACGAGGACGCGCCCCAACUAAGCGCUGAGAUGACAGGAAUUCCAAAGCUAAGAGCAUAUGCACUAUCAAUCGUGUCUCAUGAGAUCUGGGCGACAUUCAUUACGCACAUACGUCACAAAGUCGUCUCCUUCAUCAUGGCACUCAAAGCUUGGGCAAACGCUACCAGUCGAGGAAACAACAGCGGGAUCUCAGAUGCACUCAACAAGAGCAUGAAGAUAAUCGAGAAUGCCAUGACAACCUACCACGGAGCUCUGGAGAAGGAAACGAUGUCACUUCUGGCUGCUCCUAUGAAGGAGGCCAACUCUAACAUGGCGAAAAAGGCGUACAAGUUUCUGAGCAAAGAAGUCCGCAUCUGGCACUGGUGCACCAUCAAGGCUUUCAUACGACGUGGUGGAAAGUACCAAUCCAAGGUCGUCGGCCAUCAAUCUUGGAACGCGAAGAUGAUGCUGCCGGCAGCCAAGUUCAUGAGCAGUGCUUGGGAUGAACUCAUUCGUAAAGAAGAUGCCGCUAACAAGGUCUUCUUUGCUACAAUCGUGACUGCUCUAGGCGGCACCCUGGAAGACGUCAAAGAGCCAAUGGAGCUUAUGCAAAUCCCCAAGGAGCAAUUCCAGACGUUCCUGGACGCUCAAAAGCAUGGUCUCACCAGCGUGUUUACCACAUACAAGGAAGAGUUUUUUAAACAAUUCCAGAAUGUCAAAUACACUACAGAGAAGGAUGAUGACGAGGGAUACUUUGCCAAAGCCAUGCAGAAAAUCUACGAAGAAGCUGAAGGAAUGAAGGGCACUGGAUACAAGGACGCCGUCAUGAGUAAACUCGAACACCACGUCAACAUCACAUCCGACGACUCGCCCUUCAUGAAGAUGGCCAACACCUCUGCCAGCCAAAUUUGCCGCCGAGCGGUCGGAGCCUCAGAAAUCUUGAGAGAAGAUUGCAACAAGAUUUUCAAACAGAUCUUCAACCAGUUCGGUUGUAUGCUUGACAACACACCUGACGAUGACGGCUCGGUUGCCGAAGUCAAGGUCAAACUUGCCAAGUUUCUCGUCGACGCCGAGAAGGAGUUGAAAAAGAUGGUCGAACGGCUCGAUCAGAUUGAGCAGAACCCGUUCCCCGAGGGCUUCAAGAAAGAGGAAGAGCGCCCUAUCAAGAAGCUCAAACAAGAGCAAGAGGCUUCGAAUCAAGUCAAGCCCGAGCCCGAGCCCGCUAGGGCCAGAAGAUCAAUCAAGAUCAAGGCCGAGGAUGCAGAGUAA